AUGAAUGACAAGUACUCCGAACAAGAAACUGAGAUGUGUGCAAAGGCAAAAGAAGAAGAAACUGAGAAAAAGGCAAAAGAUGACCUCCUCAUUAAACUUGGCAAACUUGCCUUCAAAUAUCUGGAACGAGACACUCUGAUAUUCUACGAGAAGGACUUGAGAGAUUGUGGCAUUGAUGAAGAAUCAGGAACAAUACAAGCAGGACUUUGUACACAGAUUUUCAGAGAGGAAGCUGCCGAAUGUGGAAGAAACAUGUUCAGCUUUGUGCACUUGAGUGUACAGGAGUUCCUGGCAGCCCUUUACAUGCUCCACAUGCAUGCUACUGGCCAAACUAAUCUCUUCAUGACAACUUGGCCUCAAAAGGUGAAGUGGUUCUUCAAUAAAUCAAGAUUCAACCUCUACAAGGGUUGCCUGGAUAGGGCUUUACUGAGUGAGAAUGGCCAUUUGGAUCUUUUUGUGCGCUUCCUUCUUGGACUGGCACCUUUGUUGGAGCCUAAAAUCAGGUACCCCCUGAAUGUGAUUCUACCACAUCUGUCAGAGAAUGUCAAGGAAAUGAGCAUCGCCAAAACAGUUGAUGACAUCAAGAGGCAGAUCAAUGAGUCAAACUCAACAGAACGGAUCAUUAACCUCUUCCAUUGCUUGAAUGAGCUUGGGGACAACUCAAUGGUUGAGGAGAUUGAAAGAUACAUGAGCUCAUCAGCUGAGAAGAACCUGACGCCGGUCCAGUGCUCAGCUCUGGCUUAUCUUCUGCUCAUGUCAGCUGAGGUCCUGGAGGAGUUUGAUCUGAAGAAAUAUCUCAGAUCAGAUGAAGGCCUGCACAGAAUGCUUCCUGUAGUUAGCAUUGCCCAAAGAGUUCAGCUAAAUCAGUGUCAUCUCUCCAAAUCAAGCUGUGGGAUGGUGGCAUCUUCUAUUCAAGGGCCACAUUCUAAUCUGCGAGAAUUGGACAUGAGUGACAAUAACCUUUAUGAUGAAGGAGUGGAGCUUCUUUGUGAGGGACUGAAAGCCCCACAAUGCAAACUGGUUACACUGAGACUUAAUGGCUGUAAGUUCACAGAGAAGUCCUCUAAGGCGCUGGCCGAAGUUCUACAGUCACCAAACUCCCUGACAGAGAUGGACCUGAGUGGAAAUGACCUGGGGGAUUCUGGAGUUCAGCUUCUCUCUAAGGGAUUAGCUAAUCCCCACUGCAGACUGCAGACAUUAAG
Molecule: messenger RNA, 1202 nt
Organism: Engraulis encrasicolus (European anchovy)
Lineage: Eukaryota; Metazoa; Chordata; Actinopteri; Clupeiformes; Engraulidae
Product: NLR family CARD domain-containing protein 3
Exons: 4
Biological process (GO): intracellular signal transduction
Molecular function (GO): protein binding
Source: RefSeq, a predicted model, not a curated record